Molecule: messenger RNA, 10717 nt
Organism: Brienomyrus brachyistius
Lineage: Eukaryota; Metazoa; Chordata; Actinopteri; Osteoglossiformes; Mormyridae
Product: histone acetyltransferase p300-like
Biological process (GO): positive regulation of transcription by RNA polymerase II
Cellular component (GO): histone acetyltransferase complex; transcription regulator complex
Molecular function (GO): chromatin DNA binding; protein binding; histone acetyltransferase activity
Source: RefSeq, a predicted model, not a curated record
AGCGAGAAGGUCCUUGAAAAGUUUCGAGUGCCGGCGCGUCUUCCCGGCAGCCGCGAUCCUCCAGUCCGGGGUCUUUUCGAUUACAGUUCCGCCGCCCGACAAUGGCGGAAAACACGGAUACUAUAAUGGAGGGCAGGUCUCGGGACAAUUUAUCCGUCUCCGAAGAGGCUCGGCGAGUUGGUUAAAGGCCUGCACGUUUGUCUCUCUCUUCUCUUACCGACUCCCCCUAUCCAUCCCUCCCUCCCUCCCUCUUUCCUCCUCCUCCGCUCGCAGAAAUCUAUAAAGAACAAAAAAUCCGCCGGGGGAGGGGGUUUAUGCGCUGGAGUCGGAAAGCAGAGGCUAACCCAGGAAAGACGAGCGCUUCGCACACGGGACUUUCCCCCCCUUAGUCCCCAAAAAGGAGGGGGGAAAGUAAAACAAUCAAAGAAGGGAAAGGCGAAUGAAGACCGAGAAAGAAGGGAAUUCGCCUGUCUUUUUCUGGAUAUAUAUAUUUAUAUAAUUCGUGAAAAAUAUGGCCGAGAACGUUCUGGACUCCGGCCCGCCUUCAGCCAAGAGGCCUAAACUAUCCUCUCCGGCACUUUCGGUCUCUGCCAGCGAUGGAAAUGACUUCAAGUCGCUGUUUGACCUGGAGCAUGACUUGCCGGACGAGCUCAUCUCCUCGGCGGAUCUGGGUCUGGUCAAUGGUGGGGAUGUGGGUCAGCUGCACGUGGGCCUUCCCGGGGGGGCCGGGGGCCAGGACGCGGCCGCCAAGCACAAGCAGCUCUCGGAGCUCCUGCGGACAGGUGGGCCGCCCGCAACUGCGCAGCCACAGCAGCAGCAGGCGGCCAGUGGCAGCCCCAGCAGUGGGGCCAUGGGGCUCCUGAGCAGUAUGAAGGCGUCCCCCGCCAUGCCAGGCAUGGGGGUGCAGCAGCAGCAUGUCCAAGCCCAGCAGGCUACCAUGAUGCAGCAGCAAGGGAUGCUGAACAGAGGCAUGAUGGGACCCCAGAAGGGCAACGGCCAGCCAACAGCACCCACGCCUCCGCAGCAGCAGGUCAUGAUGGGAGGGCAGGUGAUGAACGGCUCUCCACGCAUGGCCUACUCGAACCCUGGGAUGGGGAGCAAUAACAACAGCCUGCUAGCGGAAACGCUGCAACAGCAACAACAACUACAGCAGCAGCAGCUUGGUGCUGGAGCACAGACUGGAAUGAGGGGGACCCAGCAAUCGGCAGCAAUGAACAAGAUGGGAAUGAUGGGAAACCAAGGAACCUACAGUGCAUCGUACGGCCAGUCGACAGGCCAGGGGCUGGGGGGUGCUGGGCUGAGCCCACAGAUGCAGAACAAACCCCCCCCUCCCAACAGCUUAGCCCAGUUCCCUCUUGACAAGAAGAUCCAACCUGUGCAAGGAUUGCCCAACAUGCCCACCUCAAUAGUAUCCGGGGGAGCUGGCAAUGUGGCGGCUGGGGGAAUGGUGUCCGGCUCUCAGGGCACACUGGGUUCAGCUGCCCCCGGUACGGCGGCAGCGGCGGCGGCAGCGCCCCCCACAGCCGACCCGGAGAAGCGCAAGCUGAUCCAGCAGCAGUUGGUGCUCCUGUUGCACGCCCACAAGUGCCAGCGACGCGAGCAGGCCAACGGGGAGGUGCGGCAGUGCAACCUGCCCCACUGCCGCACCAUGAAGAACGUGCUGAACCACAUGACCCUCUGCCAGGCCGGCAAGGCCUGCCAAGUGGCACACUGCGCCUCAUCACGGCAGAUCAUCUCUCACUGGAAGAACUGCACGCGGCAUGACUGUCCCGUCUGCUUGCCGCUGAAGAAUGCUGGGGACAAGAGGAACCAGCAGACCAUGCUGGGCUCUUCCAGCGUGGGCCUGGGCAGCUCCCUAGGGACUGUGCCUGGAGGCCAGCCUAGCACGCCCAGCCUCAGUACCCCCAGCCAGAUCGACCCCAGCUCCAUCGAGCGGGCCUACGCCGCCCUGGGACUCACCUACCAGGGAGCCCAGAUGACGGCGCAGCAGCCCCAGGGUCAGAUGAGCGGCCAGGCCGGCAUCAGGCCACUCGGUACCGUGGGUGGCAGCCCCAUUGGCAUGAACGGGGGCGUCGGCGUCCAGCCACAAACCCAGCAGCCCGGGCUGUUGCCGGACGCCUUGCUACACGCCACCAUGGGCUCCCAGAGUCUAACGAACGACAGCAGCACCGUCAGCAACCUGGGCUCCAUGCCAGCCAGUGCCCCGCCCUCCUCCACCGGCAUGCGGAAGAGCUGGCAGGAAGACAUCACCCAGGACCUGCGCAACCACCUGGUGCACAAGCUAGUGCAGGCCAUCUUCCCCACUCCGGACCCCGCGGCCCUGAAGGACCGACGGAUGGAGAACCUGGUGGCCUACGCCCGUAAGGUGGAGGGCGACAUGUACGAGUCGGCCAACAGCCGGGCCGAGUACUAUCACCUGCUGGCGGAAAAGAUCUACAAGAUCCAGAAGGAGCUGGAGGAGAAGCGCCGCACACGUCUGCAGAAGCAGGGAGUGAUGCCUGCUCAGGCGGGCCUGCCCCCUCCGUCCCUCGGACCCCCUCCCUCCCUAGGACCCCCUCCCUCCCUCGGGCCGCCUCCGCCCUCGGGACUACCUCCGCCCUCGGGGCUGCCUCCCAACAGCCCCCUGCCUGACCCCUCCCUCCGUCCCGCUGUUCCCAACCAGAUGGUGAACAGGAUGCAGAGCCCCCCAGGAAUGGCCCAGUUCAGCCAGAUGGGAAUGCAGACCCUGGGCCAGAAACCUACCCCUCCGAUCCAGAUAGGGUCACCCAUCAACCAGCCUCAAAUGGGUGUGGGGGCGCCGCGAAUGGGACAGUCCAACGUGGCUCCACUCCAGAACCAGUACCUGCCUCCGGGCCAGUUCCCCAGCUCUGGCCCAGUCCUGGGGACUGGCCCAGUUGGGAUGACUCAGCCUGUGACUCAAGGAGGAGGUGUGCAGCAGGGUCAGAUGCGCUCCCCCUCUUCACUUCCGGUCAGUAGUCCCGCAGCACCGCCUGGCUCCGAAGGAGGCGCUGCCGUCGGAUCCACUCUGGGCUCCUUGACGCCCGGCAGUGUGGGAGGGCGUCCCCCAUCCACUGGACCCCUGCAGCCAAACUCGCUCCCCCACUGCCCAGCCAUCCACCAGAGCUCGUCUCCUUCCCCCGCCCGCAGCCGGACGCCCACCCCUCACCCUGCCACUCCAGGUCUCCUGGGAUCUCAGACGCCCCAGCCUCAGACCCCAAAUCCUCCCCAGCUCAGUCUCCCAGCACAACAGAUGCAGCAGCUGGGUGCUGCCCUGAGCCUGGACAAGCCCAUGCAGCUACAGCAGCAACCGUCAAGUGGCGGGCCGUCGAUGGCGCCUCAGGUGGGGUUAGGGUCCUCUGGCCCUGCUCAGGGUGCCCCCCUGGCACCUCAGCACCCGCGCACACCACUUUCCCAGAAGCCUUCGCUUAUGGCCGACGGACAGGUCUCCACCCCGGCCUCGGUCAGCAGCGUGGACAUGACGGCGUCCCACUCGGGCGCCUCUCAGGACCCGGCCGGCGCCCUGGACCCCCGGGUUGACCUCAAGCAGCAGGAUGAGGAGGAUGGAGGGUCCGGCGGGCUGAUGGCGGGGGGCGGCUUGGGGGGGAAGCAGGUGGACAUCAAGGCUGAGAAGUUGGAGGAAGAGCCCAUGGGCGACAGGGUCAAGACUGAGCCCAUGGAAACGUCUUUGGGCUCAGCAAGUGAGGACCGCAAGCCGGAGGUGAAGACUGAAGCCAAGGAGGAGGAUGAUGCUUCAGGGGGAACCGGGACUCUCAGCUCGCCUGCCAGCGCUCAGAACAGGAAGAAAAUCUUCAAGCCCGAGGAGCUGCGGCAGGCCCUGAUGCCCACCCUAGAGGCUCUCUACCGCCAGGACCCAGAGUCACUCCCUUUCCGGCAGCCUGUGGACCCUCAGCUGCUGGGAAUUCCUGACUACUUCGACAUCGUGAAGAACCCCAUCGACCUGUCCACCAUCAAGCGCAAGCUGGACACGGGCCAGUACCAGGAGCCCUGGCAGUACGUGGACGACGUCUGGCUCAUGUUCAACAACGCCUGGCUCUACAACCGCAAGACCUCGCGCGUCUACAAGUACUGCUCCAAGCUGGCCGAGGUCUUCGACCAGGAGAUCGACCCGGUCAUGCAGGGCCUGGGCUACUGCUGUGGGAGGAAGCUGGAAUUCUCCCCCCAGACCCUGUGCUGCUAUGGAAAGCAGCUAUGCACCAUACCUCGCGAUGCUGCCUAUUUCAGCUACCAGAACAGCUCACCACAAUAUGGGCUUCUUGCUGACAGGUACCACUUCUGUGAGAAGUGUUUCAACGAAAUCCAGGGCGAGAGCGUUUCCCUGGGGGACGACCCCUCCCAACCACAGACAUCCAUCGGCAAAGAACAGUGAAAGAAAAAGAACGACACACUGGACCCCGAACUACUUUUGGAAUGUAUCGACUGUGGUCGCAAAAUGCACCAGAUCUGUGUUCUGCACAACGACACGAUAUGGCCGUCAGGCUUUGUUUGUGGUGGCUGUCUGAAGAAAGCCAACAAGACCCGAAAAGAGAACAAGUACUCGGCCAAAAGGCUCCCCCAAACCAAGCUGGGAAACUUCCUGGAGGCCCGUGUCAACGAGUACCUGAGGAGACAGGCCCACCCGGAAUCUGGUGACGUUACCAUCCGCGUGGUCCACGUCUCCGACAAGGUGGUGGAGGUCAAGCCUGGCAUGAAGGCUAGGUUUGUGGACAGUGGUGAAAUGGCAGAGUCGUUCCCCUACAGAACGAAGGCGCUUUUUGCGUUCGAGGACAUCGACGGCGCCGACGUCUGCUUCUUCGGCAUGCACGUGCAGGAGUAUGGCUCGGACUGUCCGCCGCCCAAUCAGAGGCGUGUGUACAUCUCCUACCUGGACAGCGUACACUUCUUCCAACCACGGUGUCUGAGGACGGCCGUGUACCACGAGAUCCUCAUUGGCUACCUGGAGUACGUGAAGAAGCUGGGGUACACGACAGGCCACAUCUGGGCAUGUCCCCCGAGCGAGGGAGAUGACUAUAUCUUCCACUGCCACCCAGCCGACCAGAAGAUCCCCAAACCCAAGAGACUGCAGGAGUGGUACCGCAAGAUGCUGGACAAGGCUGUGGCUGAGCGCAUCGUUCACGACUACAAGGAUAUCUUCAAGCAGGCGACGGAGGACCGCCUCACCAGUGCCAAGGAGCUGCCCUACUUCGAGGGCGACUUCUGGCCCAACGUGCUGGAGGAGAGCAUCAAGGAGCUGGAGCAGGAGGAGGAGGAGCGCAAGAGGGAGGAGAACAGCACCUCCAGCGAGAGCAUCGACGCCACCAAGGGCGACAGCAAGAACGCCAAGAAGAAGAACAACAAGAAGACGAGCAAGAACAAGAGCAGCCUGAGCCGAGCCAACAAGAAGAAGCCGGGGAUGCCCAGCGUGUCCAACGACCUGUCGCAGAAGCUCUACGCCACCAUGGAGAAGCACAAGGAGGUGUUCUUUGUGAUCCGGUUGAUCACGGGGCCCACGGCCAACUCCCUGCCGCCCAUCGUGGACCCGGACCCGCUGAUGGCCUGCGACCUGAUGGACGGGCGCGACGCCUUCCUGACGCUGGCGCGCGAUAAGCACUGGGAGUUCUCCUCGCUGCGGCGCGCCAAGUGGAGCUCCAUGUGCAUGCUGGUGGAGCUGCACAACCAGGGCCAGGACCGCUUCGUCUACACCUGCAACGAGUGCAAGCACCACGUGGAGACGCGCUUCCACUGCACCGUCUGCGAGGACUAUGACCUGUGCAUCACCUGCUACAACAGCAAGGGUCACGAGCACAAGAUGGAGAAGUUAGGCCUGGGGCUAGACGACGAGAGUGGUGGUCAGGCAGCGUCGGCCACACAGAGCCCCGGAGACUCGCGCCGCCUGAGCAUCCAGCGCUGCAUCCAGUCGCUGGUGCAUGCCUGCCAGUGCCGCAACGCCAACUGCUUGCUGCCAUCCUGCCAGAAGAUGAAGCGCGUGGUACAGCACACCAAGGGCUGCAAGCGCAAGACCAACGGCGGCUGCCCCAUCUGCAAGCAGCUGAUUGCGCUCUGCUGCUACCACGCCAAGCACUGCCAAGAGAACAAGUGCCCCGUGCCCUUCUGCCUCAACAUCAAGCACAAGUUGCGCCAACAGCAGCUGCAGCACCGACUGCAGCAGGCGCAGAUGCUGCGACGCCGCAUGGCCAGCAUGCAGCGCAUUGGCCCGCCCGGUGGCGGAGGGGGCGCCGCCAGCCUGCCAUCGCCGGGGAGUGGGGCCACCACUGCCCCUGGCACGCCUACGUCCAGCGGUGGCCAGACGCCCAAUUCGCAGACGCCCACCCAGCCUGGCAUUCCGCCCAUGCCACAGUCUGGGAUGGGAGGUGUCCCGCCCAUGCAGCAGCCGCAACCGAUGCAGCAGCAGGUCCCUCAGCAGCAGCAGCAGCAGCAGCAGCAGCAGCUCCACUACCCCAUGCAGAUGGUGCAGGGGGCUGGCAUGAUGAAUUCACCCCAGCAUCCACAGCAGCAGAUGGUCUCGCAAUUGCAGCAGCCUCUGCCUGGCCAGCAGCUUCCGCAUGGAAAUGCCCCACCUCAGCACAUACCCCGGCCCCCAGGCUCCUCCCCCCACCCUCCGUCCCAGGGAAAGCCAAGCCUCGGUCCGGCCACGCCCCCCCAGCAGCCACCCAGCGCUGGUCAACCUGCCUUGCAGCCACAGCAGUCAGCAGGCCCCCCACAGGCAGCGCUGGAGAUGGCCAUGAAGAUCCAGCGUGUCGCCGAGACGCAGUGGCAGAUGGCACAGGCGCAGAUGCUGCAGCGGCAGGCGGCUGGCAUGAUGCCCCCCCACCCACACCACCAGCCCCAGCAGCCGCAGGGCGUGCCCAUGAAUCACCCGGCCAGCAGCAUGGUAGGCAUGACUCCUCAAGCUCAGGCUGCCGCACGUGCCCACAUAGAGCAGCAGUCCCCACAGGGCACCCCCCAGGGCCCGAUGGCACCGCAGUUCCAGCACCCCCAGCAACCGCAGCAGCAGCCAGCUUGGGGUGGCCCAGCUAUGCAGCCCCAGCCCAGGUCGGGCAUGAUUGGCCAGAUGGGGCACCCAGGGAUGGUCCCGGGCCAACAGCAGGUCCCCCAGCAGCAGCAGGCUAUCCGCAGCAGCGCCAUGGGAGUGGGCCCCCCAGGGGCUGCAGGGACAGCGGGCAGCAACAACCUGCCCCAGGCUGCCCUGCAGGAGCUGCUGCGCACCCUGCGUUCGCCCAGCUCGACCUUACAGCAACAGCAGGUGCUCAAGAUCCUGCGGCUAAACCCGCAGCUCAUGGCUGCCUUCAUCAAACAGCGGGCCGCCAAAUACCAGGGCGCAGCGGCGGGCAGUCAGCCGGCUCCGGUGGGAAUAGAUGGGCAGGGUGUCAGCGUGAACCCCGGGGUCCAAGUGGCGGGUAUGCAGCUGGGGCAGGGGGUGGGCUUGUCACCAGUGGCUCAGCUGCAGCAACAACAGCUGCAGCAGCAACAACAACAACAGCUGCAGCAGCAACAACAACAACAGCUGCAACAACAGCUGCAGCAACAACAACAACAACAGCUGCAACAACAACAGCUGCAGCAACAACAACAACAACAGCUGCAACAACAACAGCUGCAGCAACAACAACAACAGCUGCAACAGCAGCAGCAGCAACAACAACAACAACAGCUGCAGCAACAACAGCAGCAGCAGCAACAAGUCCAGCAAAGGCCUCUGCUCAGCGGUGGUUUGCAGCAGCAGCCGCAGCAGGGAGUCAUGCCACCCCAGGGAUCCAUGUCCAAUAUCAACCCUCAGUUCAGAGAACUAUUGAUUCGGCGACAGCAACUCCAACAACAACAGCAGCAGCAGCAACUCCAACAACAACAGCAGCAGCAGCAACUCCAACAACAACAGCAGCAGCAGCAACUCCAACAACAACAGCAGCAGCAGCAACUCCAACAACAACAGCAGCAGCAGCAACAACAGCAGCAACAGCAGCAGCAGAUGGGCAACCAUGCACAGUUCCAGCAGCCCCAGCCCCCCCAGCAACAAGGAUACCUGGCCCAGCCUGGAGGUCCACAGCCUAUGCAGCAGCAGGGCCCCCCUGUGGGGCAGCAGGGCCAGGGCUACCCCGGGGGAGUGUCCCAUCAGCAGGUGGCUAUAGCCAUUCAACAGCGCCAGCAGCAACAUGCCAUGGUCGGGCUGCAGGGGCUUGAGGGUGCGGCAGCAGGUGGCGCUGCAGGCCCUCCACAGCAGCAGCAGAACCCACAAGGCGGCCCUCAGCCUCAAAGCAGCCAGGUACUAUUUCAGCAAGCUCUGCAUCAGCGACGGCUGCAGCAACAGCAACAGCAGCAGCAGCAACAGCAGCAGCAGCAGCAGCAACAGCAGCAUCUUGCCGGGGGCUCCCCAGCCCAGCACAACAGCCCCAUCAGCCCCCAGCAGCAGAUGGCACAGUCGCCCCACCCCCAUCUGCAGGCUCCGCCUCUGUCUGCAGCCGCCUCAUCUCCCGGCAACCAAGUUCGCUCGCUACAGCCCUCCCCACGGCCCCAGUCGCAGCCCCCGCACUCCAGCCCCUCGCCCCGCAUGCAGCCCCAGCCGUCCCCCCACCACAUUUCCCCCCAGACGCAGACGGGCUCCCCCCACCCCGCUCAUCUUCCCCAGCAUCACUCGGGCAUGGUGGCACCCCAGCCCCUACAGCAGCAGCAACAACAGCAGCAACAGAACUCCAUGGACCCAGGUCCGUUUGGCACCGACCCGAACGCCAUGCUGUCUCAGCUCAGUGGGCUGGGUGGCAUGCAUGGGGCGGGGGCGCCAGACCUGUUGGCUGGGAACAGAGCGGACCUAGGGUCCAACGUCAAUCACAGUACCUUAGACAUGAUGUAGCAUUACAGUGCGUUGAAAGAGUUCCUGCGGGAAUGGCGUUAGAAUUGUCCUUUUUAUUUAAAACUUUUUCAAAAUAAAGAACUGAACUUCCUAUGGGAGAUGCUGCAAUUAAAUCACGUCAAUGAAUAAAUACAAUAAAUAAAUUGUAAGUUACUGCUGUUAAUAUAUUUUUUGCCAGUUGUACAAAGGUUUGGGGGGAGAAUAGUGCAGUAUUUCAGUCCAUCUGAGAAUGGGGCAUAUUUUUGGGGGUUUAGUCUGGUUAUUUGCCUUUUUAAUAGAUAUUUUUAAGAUUUUAAAAAAUGGCAAAAAAAAAUUAAAGGACAAACUGAUUUCAAACAACAGGCUUUGUAUUUUUUUCCCUCCACCCAAAGCAGUCAUGAUUGUAUCUGUUUUUCUGAGUGAGGUAGAUAUUACUACUCUUGCUAUUGAGGUUUUUUUUUUCUUUUUUAUUUAUUUAUUAUUUUUUUUAAAUCCGAACAUGUAUCAACUUUUUCCGAAUGCUAUACUUUUUAAUUUUUUGUUUUAGUGUUUGUUGAAAUUGUAAAUUCUGCUGAAACUUUGUUGAAAUGACUGUUAAAAUAGGAUUGAUAUACGUACUAAGAAAGGGAGAUUGAUAUCUUGUGUUUCUCCAGUAUUGCCACUUUGUGCAGUUGGGGUAACGUACAGCGACGAUGAAUUAAUGGGCAGUCUGCGUCCCCCACGUCCCCAUGAAUGUGCGUUCUGUCCUGUAGGUUGCAGAAACCGCAAGGGUCACCUGUUACCAGUCUUUGGGACUCCUGCUGUUGAGCAGUGUGACUGCGUAAGGCGAGGGGGGGGAUGUAAUUGGAGACGAGCUCCAUCUCUUUCAAUCAGUCUUUGGCCCUUGAUUUCCAAUGGGCCAUGUCCUCCGCAGCUCUGAAACGUACGGUUUCCCUUUGGAAGAAUCUGCAAUCUUCUCAGCUCUGUAAUCCUCGCAGCAUUUGGAAUUCUAUCUGUACUGUAUAAAGCCAAUAUGUUUGUGGACUCAAGCUUUCUGUUAUGGAAGAAUACAGAAAGAUGGACCUAAAGAUGAGUGACUCUUUUGGGUAUCCCUCAUUUAAUUUCAAUGUUCAUUUUCUUGAAACAUGUAAAUAGUAAAAGUUUUGUGGGAUUAUGGGUGCAGGAGAUGGGUGUGACUAAUAAGCACGUUUCGCCUUUCUGGCUGGGUUCUGUAGCAGGUUCCUGCAGUUGUGUCCUCAGGUAUGUUGCUUGUCCUGAGGCACAGACUGGCCCAAAUGCUGUGUGUCAGUUCGAAACUGGCACCUUUUCCGGGGUCACCAUUAAUGGAGGCUGGGCUGGGGGGAGAAGGGGGCGAAUUCACAACAAUGUAAGCAGUGGCAAUAUGGGUUGAGACUUAUUUUAUUAAAAAAAUCUGUCUUUAUAUAUAGAUUUAUUUAAUUUUUUGAAUAAAACUUGAAACUACAGAUUUUUUUUUAAUUUAACUGAAUAUGAAAUGGACUCUGCGCCUGUUCCGGUCCCCUACGGGGCUACUGCAUAAAUUGUGGUUUGAAGAUCUGGGUGCUGUUACAUGCACACAAGGAGAGGAUACACACACUGAAUUACUGUACAGACUGGCAUGGCAGCCGGACUUUUUCCCCUUCCCUGAAGAAAGAUGAACUUGCCGACUGGAAAAAGGACCUUAAUUGAAUAUUUUUUUUUUUGUUUUGUUUUCCAAGGUAUGCUUUGGCCCCAUCUGGACAUUUUGGUGCUUCCUGAAAGGAAGCAAAAAAAGUGGAAUUGUCGCUUUAGUUUUUUUCUUAAAUUAUUUUGGUGGUCUUUUUUUUUGCCAACUAUUUAAUUGUACAUUAAAGUAUGUUUGUAUCCCUGGGAAAAGUA